Messenger RNA from Engraulis encrasicolus (European anchovy), 1977 nucleotides. RefSeq names its product hepatic triacylglycerol lipase-like. Gene Ontology annotation, biological process: fatty acid biosynthetic process; triglyceride catabolic process. The transcript has 8 exons. Gene Ontology annotation, molecular function: lipoprotein lipase activity; apolipoprotein binding. Lineage: Eukaryota; Metazoa; Chordata; Actinopteri; Clupeiformes; Engraulidae. The record is from RefSeq and is a predicted model, not a curated record. Bases 9 to 1322 code for a protein of 437 amino acids.
AUGGCCGGAUGGAGGACUGGAUGAUCCGGUUGGGGUCAGCGCUGAAAGCGCACCUGGGGCGGGUGAAUGUGCUGGUGUGUGACUGGCAACCAUUGGCCCAGCGCUUCUACCCAAUCGCAGCCCAGAACGCGCGGCAGGUGGGACAGGAGCUGGCACUGUAUCUGGACUGGCUGCAGAGAGUGGCUCGUAUACCGAUGCAACGAACACAUCUGAUUGGCUAUAGUCUGGGUGCUCACGUGGCCGGAUUUGCUGGACGGUUCUUCAGUGGUGCCAAGAGACUUGGACGCAUCACAGGUCUGGACCCGGCUGGGCCGAUGUUCGAGGGGAUGCCUGCAGCGGACAGGCUGUCUCCAGACGACGCCAUGUUUGUGGACGCCAUCCACACGUUUACCAAGAAGCACAUGGGGCUGAGUGUGGGCAUCAAGCAGGCGGUGGCCCAACAGGACUUCUAUCCCAACGGGGGAACCCUGCAGCCUGGCUGCCUGCUCAGCAAUGUGGGAGAACACAUCUCCCAGCAUGGGCUCAGAGGUGUGUCUCAGGCGAUCAAAUGUGCUCACGAGCGCUCAAUAGACUUAUUCAUCGACUCCCUACUGCAUCAGGACCAGCCAAUCACAGCCUUCCGUUGUCGUGACGACGACGCCUUCAGCCAGGGCCUGUGUUUGGACUGUAAGAAGGGCCGUUGCAACAUGCUGGGCUACGGAUCCAAAACCCUGGCUUACAAACCCAGCAGUUACGGAUCCAAUGUGCUGGCCUACGGAACCGACAAGCUAGGCUACGGAUCCAAAGAAGGCUCAGGUGGAGCCAGCAAGAAGUUCUACCUGAGAACCCGCUCUCAGAUGCCUUACCGAGUACAUCACUACCAGCUGAGGGUGCAGCUGCUUGAUCAGGAGCCCCAGUCGUGGGCCUCAGCAUCUGUCUCUCUCAUUGGGCAGCAGGGCGAGUCUGAGGAGAUGCCCCUCCAACUACCUGAGGAGCUGAGUGGCAAUGAGACGUUGAGUUUCCUGGUGACGCUGGAGAGGGACAUUGGGCAUCUCAAGGCGCUGAGGUUGCGGUGGGGACAGCAGGGUGUCCUCGCUGACAUGUGGCACAAGAUGCGGGCCAUCGUGCCCUGGGGCAGCGUGGAUGAAGGACCUGUUCUCAGUGUAGGGAAGGUGCGCAUCAAGACCGGAGAAACACAGCAGAAGAUGUGGUUCUGCUCUGCACAUGGACGGCUGACCCAGCUGCGGCUGUGGGAGGACUACAUGUUCCACAAGUGUCACUCCAGCCAGCAGAGGAGUCGGACUACUCUGGACACAGCAGCCAAUGGCAGGGCCAAACUUUGAGUUGAAGGAGAAGGACAUGGCAUGGAUGGAGAAGGAGGAGGAGGAGGAGGAGAAAGGGGACGUUCCAUUUUGCCCAUGACCUCCUUGCUUGAAAUAUUGUAAACACUAGGGGUGGGACUUAAAGUGAUAAGUUGAUUGAUUUCUUCAUAAUCAAGUAAUCAAAUAUCAACCCCAAAUAAUCACAGUGUCCAUUUAAAGUAAUGUGCAUUGCAAAUCUCACAAAACGACUCUGUAUACCACUGAAACACCAGAGCCAUUGUCAUCAAACUGCAAAGCAGUAGCUGCGAGCACUGUUGGUGAUAGCGAUCCCAGUGGUUCCAUUCACCUGAUUUUUUGUUCUCCAGAUAUCUUCGAGCUCCAGAAAAGCAGCUUGCACCCGAAACAAAAAUAUUUUGUGAAGAAGGCUUUGUGAUUAGUCCCACCCCUAGUAAACACGCGUGGCAAACACUGGGCUAUCUCCAUAACAACCUCUUCAGUAUUUUGUAAUAUUUAUUCCAAUGUGGUAACUGCUGUGGGGAUAACGUGUGCAUAUUGGGAUCUGGUUUAAGCAGUAGAGAUCAACGCUGGUUAAUCAGCAAUAGAGAUUAAUGUGGUUUACCCUCUUUGAGUCCCAUAUGCUGUAGUAGCACAUGCUUGUGUGUGUGGAAGUAAUUAA